This is a messenger RNA of Drechmeria coniospora, 1461 nucleotides long. RefSeq names its product NADH-ubiquinone oxidoreductase 51 kDa subunit. The coding region runs from base 1 to 1461 and encodes 486 amino acids. The record is from RefSeq and is a predicted model, not a curated record. Gene Ontology annotation, molecular function: FMN binding; NADH dehydrogenase (ubiquinone) activity; NAD binding. Lineage: Eukaryota; Fungi; Ascomycota; Sordariomycetes; Hypocreales; Ophiocordycipitaceae. The transcript is spliced from 3 exons.
AUGCUGUCGACGAAAGCGGCGCCCAGAAAGGCUGUGAGCCUCUCACGGACCGCCGUGAGGGGUCUGGCCACGGUGCAGGAUGGCACUCCUGUCCGCACAUACGGUGGUCUCAAGGACCAGGAUCGUAUUUUCCAGAAUCUCUACGGCCGAUUUCCCGCCGACCUCAAGAGUGCCAAAAAGAUGGGCGACUGGCACAAGACCAAGGAGAUUCUCCUCAAGGGCCACGACUGGAUCAUCAACGAGGUCAAAGCCUCGGGCCUGCGAGGACGCGGCGGUGCCGGCUUUCCCUCGGGUCUCAAAUGGUCAUUCAUGAACUUCAAGGACUGGGACAAGGACACGAAGCCACGAUAUCUCGUCGUCAACGCCGACGAAGGCGAGCCCGGCACGUGCAAGGAUCGUGAGAUCAUGCGCAAGGACCCCCACAAGCUCAUCGAGGGCUGCCUUGUCGCCGGCCGAGCGAUGAACGCUACGGCCGCCUACAUCUACAUCCGUGGCGAGUUCGUUCUCGAAGCCGACGUCCUCCAGAAUGCCAUCAACGAGGCCUACAGCGACGGGCUCAUCGGCAAGAACGCCUGCGGCUCCGGUUACGACUUUGACGUCUUCAUUCACCGAGGAGGCGGCGCUUACGUCUGCGGCGAGGAGACGUCCCUCAUCGAGUCGCUCGAGGGCAAGCCGGGCAAGCCGCGAUUGAAGCCGCCGUUCCCCGCCGCCGUCGGUCUCUUCGGCUGCCCCUCGACCGUCGCCAACGUCGAGACGGUGGCGGUCGCGCCCACCAUUUGCCGUCGCGGCGGCAGCUGGUUCGCCGGCUUUGGCCGUGAGCGGAAUCAGGGCACCAAGCUGUUUUGCAUCUCGGGACACGUCAACAACCCCUGCACGGUCGAGGAGGAAAUGUCGAUCCCAUUGCGCGAGCUGAUCGACAAGCACUGCGGUGGCGUUCGGGGUGGAUGGGACAACCUUCAAGCCGUCAUCCCCGGCGGCUCCUCGACGCCGAUCCUGCCCAAGAGCAUCUGCGACGACCAACUGAUGGAUUUCGACGCUCUCAAGGACAGCCAGUCGGGUCUUGGCACGGCUGCCGUCAUCGUCAUGGACAAGAGCGCCGACGUCGUCCGCGCCAUCGCCCGCCUGAGCCACUUUUACCGCCACGAGAGCUGCGGCCAGUGCACGCCCUGCCGAGAGGGCAGCAAGUGGACCGAGCAGAUCAUGUCACGAUUCGAGAAGGGCCAGGGCCGUGAGCGGGAAAUCGACAUGCUUCAGGAGCUGACGAAGCAGGUGGAGGGACACACCAUCUGCGCCUUGGGAGAAGCGUUUGCUUGGCCUAUUCAAGGCUUGAUCCGCCACUUCCGACCCGAGCUGGAGGCGCGGAUGCAGAAGUUUGCGCAGCAAAACGGCGGACCGGCGUUGGCCGGCGGAUGGGAGAGCAAUUCGAAGGCGCAAGGAAAGUUGAUUUCUCCUGGCCAGUGA